Molecule: messenger RNA, 447 nt
Organism: Stylonychia lemnae
Lineage: Eukaryota; Ciliophora; Spirotrichea; Sporadotrichida; Oxytrichidae
Source: the annotation of a GenBank genome assembly
AUGGAAAGACACCAUUAGGCUCCAAAAGUUACUGGAAAUAGGGCAUUUACAAUCAUCCCUAGAUGUUAAAGGGAUUCAAAAUCUACCAAAGUAGUUUAAGCUGUGAAAUCUUCACCUUAAUAUUUAAUCUUAAAAUGGUUUUACAAUAAAGAGAGACAUAUGGAUCAAUGGACUCUUGCUGAUUUAAGAGAUGAGCUGGUGGAUUAUAUGACGGAGUAGGAUGUUACUGCUAACGUAAUAUACUAUAGUUCAAGUUCAAGAAUGGUCAAGCAUACUUUUGUUAGCUUUGAGAUUGAUGGGAAAUUCUAUACUGACGAGCAAUGCAAGUCGACUCCAAUCAAAGGAUUGAUCCAUAACCUAACAGUGUUCAAAUUACACGCAGAUUACGGAUUAGCAGGUGGUUCAUAAGUUUAGCAGGAAGCAGGAGGUUUCUGCUCUAUUUUUUGA